AUGUACACAAGCAAGCUUCAGGAGGGCCCGCUAGCGCCGGUGUGGAUGGCAGCCAACUAUGAGAAGAAGCUCACCAAGCAGCAGCUUCUCAACACAAACCUCAUCACUUCCACUACCCUCUUGAAUCAACCCAUAUCCUCAUCAGAAAACAUCACUUUACGGUUAUCGGGUCAGCUUUUGUUAGGGAUCGUGAGAAUAUAUUCCAGGAAGACAAAGUAUCUUUUGGAUGAUGCCAAUGACAUUCUUUUCAAGUUGAAAAAUGCCUUCAAGUUUGCUAGUGGAGGAGUACUCUUGGGCAGCGAGACCGGCCACAGACACCAGAAUAUCAAUGCGGGUCGCAGCACCAUCACUAACAUCGGCAGUAUAACCUUGCCGGACCGGGUCACGCGGUACGACUUAUUGUACCAAGAAAGCCUCUCUUUGGACGAUGUAAACCACAGAAGAUCCACUGGUGACCCAUUUUCGUUGUUUAGCCAGAAAGAAGUGAGUGUUUCCCACGAUGGAGACCUUGAUCAUUCAGUUGAAUAUGGAAGAUUCAAUGGACUUGAUAAUGACGAUGAUGAUAAUAUGAUGCAUGAUGAUCUUGAUUUCGAUUUGGACUUUAAUAAUUUCGAUGCUGAUGAUUCCAUCGAAGUGGGAAGAAGAGAGACUUCGGUAACAAAUCCAGAGCUUUCUUCGUUCGAUAUAGACACUGGUGACUCUGGGAACAAGUUUGGGUUGGAGUUUGAUGCUCCUUUAGAGACAAUUGAUGAGAACGAAGCGAACUCUCCUCCCGAUAGUAACGAACCUGUUACUCCUUCAAAUGAAUCGACGUUACCCGUAAAGGAGCCUGUUCAUCGUCGUAAGUUGGUGGGAAUAACAGAAGAUGGUGUUUUGAAGACCAAUAAGAGAAAGAUUCAGGUGGAUUCUGAAGAGAAGUUGAACAGUGGGAUAACAAUUGAAGAAUUGAAACAUUUACAAUACUUGCAAUUGAAUGGCGACUGGCGUAAAGAGUCUGCAAUUUUCAGGUUGUCUGACAAUGACAAGUUACUUCUCAUUAAAGAACUUUCCGAACCAGCUGGGUUUAAAAAAAGAAAGAUAUGGGAUUUGAACACUGAAUUGACUAGGUUGUGCAAUGACGUGAGUACCAAAGAAACUAAUGCUUUGGAUACUAUUGGCAACUUCGAUCAACUCAACGAAGAAGACCAAUUUCAAGGCAGUUUCGAUGACUUCAACUUUGAUCUUUCAUUACCGGAGUUUGGAAACGAAGAGGGUAACGAAAUUGACUUCGAUGAACAAUUUCCCCAGCUUCAACUCGAUAAUGAAGCAGCUUCAUCCACUAAACAAAUUGUGGACUUGAUCAAAUCUGAGAAUACAAAUCAAGCCAUUCCCUUUGAGACAAUUAUAGAGAGAGACAGCUCAUGCUCCGAACCAUUACCUCUAGGAACCAUCAAAAGAGGCAACUCAAACGUGUUGAACAUGAAGAAAGAAGCCUCCAAGUGUUUUUUUGAAUUGUUAGCAUUAGCUUCCCGUGAUUGCAUUUCGAUCCAACAACAUCCUGGAGACACUGACACAGAUAUUGCGAAGAAUAUCACCAUAUCUACAAGAGACAAUCUUUUCACGGCUUUCACUUGA
This is a messenger RNA of Yamadazyma tenuis ATCC 10573, 1614 nucleotides long. NCBI's taxonomy places the organism in Eukaryota, Fungi, Ascomycota, Pichiomycetes, Serinales, Debaryomycetaceae. The record is from RefSeq and is a predicted model, not a curated record.